Molecule: messenger RNA, 717 nt
Organism: Camelina sativa (false flax)
Lineage: Eukaryota; Viridiplantae; Streptophyta; Magnoliopsida; Brassicales; Brassicaceae
Product: small ribosomal subunit protein uS19y-like
Biological process (GO): translation; ribosomal small subunit assembly
Cellular component (GO): cytosolic small ribosomal subunit; ribosome
Molecular function (GO): structural constituent of ribosome; RNA binding
Source: RefSeq, a predicted model, not a curated record
AUAUAUUUGAUGCUUAAGUUAAGUUGUUUGUCGUUUGCGCAGACAUUGUUUGAGCUGAUCAGGUUCCGUGAAGUUUUUAAGGUUUUCCAACAAAUCCAUACAAACAAUGGCGGAUCCAGAGGUUGCUGCGGCUGGAAUCGUGAAAAAGAGAACGUUCAAAAAGUUCUCAUUCAGAGGAGUCGAUCUUGAUGCUCUUCUCGACAUGUCUACCGAUGAUCUUGUCAAGCUCUUCCCUUCCCGUAUUCGUAGAAGGUUCUCAAGAGGAUUGACGAGGAAGCCUAUGGCUUUGAUCAAGAAAUUGCGCAAAGCGAAAAUUGAAGCACCAGCAGGUGAGAAGCCAGCAGCAGUGAGAACCCACCUAAGGAACAUGGUCAUUGUCCCUGAAAUGAUUGGAAGCAUCAUCGGUGUUUACAACGGAAAGACCUUUAACCAAGUCGAAAUCAAACCGGAGAUGAUUGGACAUUACUUGGCUGAGUUCUCAAUCUCAUAUAAGCCGGUUAAGCACGGUAGGCCUGGUGUUGGUGCUACCAAUUCCUCCAGGUUUAUCCCUCUCAAGUGAAAAGAUCAAAGCUCUUAUUACAGAGUCGUCGGUGUUAUGCUCCUGUCUUUCGUUUCUUUUUCUUUAGAACUUUUGUCUCUGCUUUUCUGUUUUCUCCUUUAGAUUUUGUUUAAACUCUAGUUCAUGCGUUUAAAUAAUACAGAGCAUUCUUUUUUAUA